Molecule: messenger RNA, 1053 nt
Organism: Cryptomeria japonica (Japanese cedar)
Lineage: Eukaryota; Viridiplantae; Streptophyta; Pinopsida; Cupressales; Cupressaceae
Product: cytochrome P450 81Q32-like
Exons: 5
Coding region: 1-1053 (350 amino acids)
Molecular function (GO): monooxygenase activity; iron ion binding; oxidoreductase activity, acting on paired donors, with incorporation or reduction of molecular oxygen
Source: RefSeq, a predicted model, not a curated record
AUGGCGCAAACAAAUGCAGCAGAGCAGCAAGAUGAUGAUUUCUUAAGUUUAUGUGAGAAUAAAAAUGAAGAAGAAACACAUGGGCAGCAGCUUCCACUUCCACUGAAUCAUGAUGAUGCUGACACUAAACCUAUGGAGAAUCUCAAACACCCAAGUGAAUCAGAAAGAGAGACACAGAAAGAGAAUCCACAUGUAAAUGGACACCUAGACACCAUUCACCCUGCAGGUGUGGUGGAGCCCAAAGAGCCCAGUGAUAGUGAAGGGAAAACAGAUCAGAAGGGGUUGAUUGCAAAGCUCAAUCUCUCUACUGAUGAGGAGGCAGAAGAAAAAGAAGAGAAAAAAAGAAAAGAGAAAGGCAGCAUUAAGUGCAUUGUGAAAAGAAAGAAGAUGAAAACCACAGUUAAUAUGAGAAGUGUUUUGUCCCAGAUGACUUUGAAUGUUCUGAUGAGCAUGAUAAUGGGUGAUCGGUAUUUUGGAGAGCAAGAGGGGGUAUCAUAUGCAGAAAUUGCACAUCUGGUUGAAGAGUCUUUUAUGCUCCAUGGGAUUGUCAAUACUGGGGAUUAUAUUCCCUGGUUGAAAUGGCUUGAUUUGCAAGGGUAUGAGAAGGCAAUGAAGAAAGUGCAGGGGAAACUUAAUCCUUACAUGCAGAGAAUAGUGGAGAAGCACCGAGAAAAUCCACCAGAAGAGAAGGAAGAGAUGGACUUCAUAGAUGUGCUCAUCUUGCAGGCUGAGGAGAAUAGUGAAGCGAUCCCUGACAAAGAUACCUUCAUCAAAGCCACUGCUGUGAAUAUAUUUAGUGCAUGUUCAGAUACUUCUUCACUUGCCUUAGAAUGGGCAUUGUCACUAUUAAUAUUGCAUCCCACCAUAAUGAAGAUGGCCCAAGAGGAGCUUGAUUCCAAAAUUGGAAAAAGUAGAUUACUAGAAGAAUCAGAUAUGCCAAAACUAAAAUACUUGCAAGCAAUAGUCAAGGAAACAUUGCCUCUUUUCCCACCCGCGCCUUUACUUGUACCACAUGAAUCUUUUCCCACCCACACCUUUACUUGUACCACGUGA